AUGGGCGUGGCAUGGUUAAAGAUGGCGGCUGACAUGGGGUUGUUACUGCUGCUACCACUAGUUUAUCUGGCUCUACUAUCGAGCGCGUUACCUUCUCAUGACCCUCUCUCUCCUGCACUCCAUUAUUAUGAAAAGCUACACAAAGACAACGUGAGGCACAAGAUUGUACGUGACAACAUGCCAAGACUUGAGGACAACCUUAUUGAGCUACACCUCGACAUUCAUUCAAAAUAUUUCAGAUUACAAUUAUCUCCUACUAUCGAGUCCUUCCAUCCGUCAUUACAAUCUCAGUCCUCUCAUCCAAUCAAUUUCUCUGAGUUCUUUCAUGGUCACGUAUUUGGGGCAGAGUUCAGUGAUGUGACGGCUCAUAUGACCGAGGAUGGGAUAAUGACAGCUAUCAUUGUAUUGGAUAUAGAGACAUACUACGUUGAGCCAUCAAGCAGACAUAUCAAGGAGUCACAUGAUUAUCACAUGAUAACGUAUAAGGCUUCCGAUAUCAAGUAUAACAUGACUGGUGAUGCCAAUUCUCCAUUUUGUGGUCACAAAGGUGCAUAUAAAGUUAACCACACCCACUACGUUAAUUUUGGUAAGACGCCAUCAAAAGUGCGGAGUAGGCUAAAGAGACAGGCUCCAUCGCCAGUGACCGUUUGUCCAAUGUUCCUCGUUGGCUCGACCAGCUUCUAUGAGCAGUUUGGUGGAGGAGAGGUGGAAAAAGCUAUUAAUUAUCUGCUCUUGUUAAUGCUGGAUGUCAAUCGUAUAUAUAGAACUACUGAUUGGUUUAUACCUAAUGUUGUUGAUAGUGCUACUCCUGGUACUAAGGGACUCCAAAUUGCAGGAGUUAAUAUUAUUAAUGAUGCUAAUAAUGCCCCUGCUUACAAUCAAGAUAGCAACGUCAUGUCCGAGAAUCUUCUAAGAGAGUUCUCCAGGACAGACUGGAGCAGAUAUUGCUUGGCUCAUCUCUUCAUUGGUAGCAACUUCGCCGAUAACUCUAGACUGGGCGUGGCUUACAUUGCAGAUGCCUCAAGCUUCUAUCUAGGAGGCGUGUGCUCUCGGCGUACUAGUAUAAAUGGAGUUGCAUUCUCUGGUAAUACUGGUAUAUCAUCAUUUCGUGCUCGAUCCAGACUCCUCCUACUUGCUGAGGCUGUUAUCAUCACAGCUCACGAGAUAGGACACAACUGGGGGGCCCAGCACGAUGACUCCUCCUCCUCCGAGUGUAGCCCCUCCCCUGAGAACGGAGGGAAGUACCUGAUGUAUCCCAUAGCUCAGGACGGAACAGCUGAUAAUAAUAAUGUUUUUUCUCCUUGCUCUGUUCGUGGUGUGAGUCGUGUACUAAACACUCAUGAAAGUGACUGUUUCACAGCUCCUAGUAAUAAUUUGUGUGGUAAUUUCAUUGUUGAUGUUGGUGAGCAGUGUGACCCUGGUCCUACUGGUGUUCUUUCUGGUGGUGACAUGUGCUGUACUGUCGGGUGCAGGUACAAAGGGAACGCCACACAUACUUACACAUGCAGUGAUACUAAUCAUGAAUGUUGUCAGGGUUGUUUCAUAAGUAGAGAAGGUUCUAUCUGUCUCCUUCGACAGUAUGGGAACUUAGGCUGCCUUGCUAAUGAGACAUGCAAUGGUAUGGACAAAACUUGUCCAAGUAGUGUGACAAGUGCUCCAGUUGAUACUCCUUGUGGAUUUGAAGGUAUCUGUGUUCCUACAGCUGACCCUAAUGAUGAUGUAAAUAAAACCGAGUGUAGGCAGUUUUGUGAACAAAUGGACCUUGAAACAUGUCACUGCACUGGUGAGGAUCAGUGUAAGAUAUGCUGUAGGGACGGUAGUGGUGCUUGCAGUCGAAUCAAUAAUCCUUCAAUGGAUCUUCCUGAUGGGAGCUUUUGUGAGGGAGGAUCCUGUCAACAGGGUACUUGUGUUUUAUCUGAUCCAGAUCUCGUGACAUUUCUCUCUGACCUUUUUGGAAAUUUCAGCACAAAUGCUCUCCUUCAGUUCUUGUAUGAGAAUAUUGUUGGCAGUGUCAUUGUAGUUUCUCUAUUCGUCUGGAUACCAGUGUCUACUGCUGUGCACGUAUUUGACAUUUGGUGGGAGAAGAGAAGAGAGAAGAAGAAGAAGAAGAAGAAACAAAAAGAUGACGAGAAGAAACUAGUUGAGAGCGUGGAUUAUGACUCUGAUGACCCUGACAAUCCUAAGGAAAUUGAAGAGGUCACAGAAGAAAGGAAAUUUCGUGAUAAUAAGGACCCAGAAAAAGAUCCAAUAACUCACCACCUGCUGGAUAAAGAAACUGUUAUAAAUUAGUGUUGAUUAUGAGUGGACAAUUAAAGUAUUUUUUAACCCUUUCAAUGCUCUUUUCCCCUCUAUUACUCUUGAUUUUAUUAAAGCAUAGAUUGGAUAUUUUUUCUUCUCUUUGUACAUGUGUAUCUUGUAAGAUGUACAUGUACUUACAGUAUAUUUUUGUGAUCUCCAUCUCUCUCUCUCUCUCCAUCAUUCCUUCUACAAAUACUUUAUAUGUACAUCAGUUGAAA
This is a messenger RNA of Amphimedon queenslandica, 2516 nucleotides long. Its product is annotated as ADAM 17-like protease. The transcript is spliced from 19 exons. Lineage: Eukaryota; Metazoa; Porifera; Demospongiae; Haplosclerida; Niphatidae. The record is from RefSeq and is a predicted model, not a curated record. Gene Ontology annotation, molecular function: metalloendopeptidase activity. Gene Ontology annotation, biological process: Notch signaling pathway; membrane protein ectodomain proteolysis. Gene Ontology annotation, cellular component: plasma membrane. Bases 1 to 2289 code for a protein of 762 amino acids.